This is a messenger RNA of Linum tenue, 1317 nucleotides long. The record is from the annotation of a GenBank genome assembly. NCBI's taxonomy places the organism in Eukaryota, Viridiplantae, Streptophyta, Magnoliopsida, Malpighiales, Linaceae.
AUGGCGUCCCUUCCCCAUUCCAUAAUCCUCCUCUCCCUCAUCCUUUCCACCCUCACCAUCUCCACCAUUGCUCAAUCCAAACCCAGAUCCCUGAUCCUCCCGCUCACAAAAGACCGCGCCACCAACCAAAUCCUCACCCGCCUCGACAUCGGCACUCCCCAAGUCUCCCGUAACUUCAUCGUCGACAUCGCCGGCCGACAGCUCUGGCUCGAUUGCUACAGCGGCUUCUCCAAUUCCUCCUCCACCUACCGCCUCGCCCGCUGCGGCUCCGCCGCCUGCUCCGUCUCCAAAGCCGACUGCAAGUCCCCCUGCUUCCUCCCCCCGCAACCGGGUUGCUUCAACAACUCCUGCACCGUCCUGACCCGAAACCCGAUCCGGACGACAGGUGGCCCCUCGGAGGUCGCCCUCGAUACGGUGUCGCUUCACUCCACCUCCACGAGCGGCGCACGUGGCGGGCCCCGCAUCUCCAUCCCCAAUUUCAUCUUGGCUUGCGAAACCGUCUUCGGCCUCGAUAACCUCGCCGCCGGGGUAGUAGGCGCCCUCGGCCUCGCCGGCGAGCGAAUUGGCCUCCCGUCGCAGAUCUCGACCGCCUUCGGCGGCUCCCUCCGCCGCGAAUUCGCCCUCUGCCUGCCUUCGGAUUCGAAUUCCGACGGCGUCCUGUUCCUCGGCGCCGCCCCUUACGUCAUCGCGAACAGAGUCGAUUACUCGACGAGAUUCAAGUACACGAGGCUGGUGAAGAAUUACGAGCGCACCGCUUCCCCCAACGUCCCCGGAGCCGAGAUCCCGGCCUACUUCGUCAGAAUCACCUCGAUCCUCGUGUCGGAAUCUCCGAUUCCGAUCAAUUCGUCUCUGCUGGAGUUCCGUCGGACCGGGAUCGGCGGCUCGGCGAUCAGCACGGUCGAUCCGUACACGAUUCUCGACAGCUCGAUCUACAGAUCGCUGGUGAGGGCUUUCGAGAGCAGUGAAACGAUGAAGAAGGUAAAGAAGGCGGCGGCGGUGGCGCCGUUCGGGAGCUGUUACGAGAAGAAGGAUCUGUCGAUCGGGAGGAUGGGAUUGGAAGUGCCGAAGAUUUCGCUGGUGUUUGAGAGCAGGGAGGUGAAGUGGGAUUUGUUUGGGGAGAACUCGAUGGUGGACGUGAACGACGACGUUGCUUGCUUGGGGUUUGUGGACGGUGGUUCUGAUACGACGUCGUCUAUUGUCCUUGGAGCACAUCAGAUGCAGGAUAAUUUGGUGCACUUCGACCUGCAUUCGUCGAGGAUGGGGUUCACUAAUUCGUUGUUGUUGGAAGGGGUUCGAUGCUCGCUGUUUCACAUUUAA